AUACUCGUUUCAUAUCCAGAUGUUGCGCUAUGGAUGAGAUAGGCAACCAACAUUGACACCAAGAAAGUUUUCGCACUGAUGAGAAGUUGUACAUCUGUGAUUGAAGCGUGGAGACUACAGAACCAAUCUCUGUGAUCUAUGAAUGGCAGUCCCUUUAAAAAUGGCUUUACAUUGGAGGUUUGAGUCAAAAAACUUGUUUUUAAAGUAAUUUUAAAAUGUUUGUAAGUUAUUUGAAAUGACAAACGAUAUAUUUUCCAUGCCAGUGUAGUUCCUUAAAUAGUAGUGCCAUUGCAAAAGGGCAUAAUUACAAAAUGAAGAUAAACGCUACAAGAAUGACUACUCCAAUUGAAGAAAAAGUACAUCAAAAGUUAAAAGUGAGGACUGGUAUGGUCGCUGUUAGUGAUGGUAAAAGCAGACCAACUGCGGUUCAAUUGCAUCUUUCAAUGGAAGUUUUACGUCUUCAGAAGGAAGAACCUCUACCUAUAGAACCAAAGCCUUUAAACGCAAAGGAGAGGAUGGUUCAGAUAAGGCGACAAAAAAUUGGUGGCCUAGGACUAAGCAUAAAAGGUGGUGCCGAGCAUAAGCUUCCUAUACUUAUAUCUAGGAUUUAUAAGAAUCAAGCUGCUGACCAAACUGGGGAGCUUUUUGUGGGAGAUGCAAUUAUAAAAGUAAAUGGAGAAUACAUUACUGCUUGUCCUCAUGAUGAUGCUGUAAAUAUUUUGAGAAAUGCGGGAGAUUUGGUUGUGUUAACAGUAAAGCAUUACAAAGCUGCUACACCCUUUCUUCAAAAGCAAGAUGACAAGGAAUCGCAGAACACAGACAGUAAUAGUGAAAGAGAAGCUUCAGAUGAAAGUUUUAGAGUCCCCUCAAAUAGUACAAGCAGUAGACCUAGUUCGAUAUGCUCUGAAACGGACCAAGAACCAACCCAGACCCACUGGGUGGAUUUAAUAGCUGUGCCUUUAAUGAUGGCAUAUGUUACAAGAUACAUUUUUGGCACUGACAAAUUAAGACCCAAUGCGUUCGAAGUAAGGGGUUUAAAUGGGGUUAGUACUGGUAUUAUACAAUGUGAUGAUUCAGCAAUUCUAUCGCAGUGGUUAAAGUAUAUUACAGAUAAUAUAAUAGGGUUAACAAAUUUACAGAUGAAAUUGUACAAUCGCAAUUUUGGAGUUUCUGAUAGAAUAGAGUACAUGGGUUGGGUAAACGAGUGUGUACUGAACAACAAUCAGCCUUGGCAAAAUUACAAAGCAAGAUUUUUAGCUUUAAAAGGGACCGAUCUUAUUUUGUUUGAUUCUCCCCCUCUGAAUAUUGGCGACUGGAGUAAAUCCUCCUUGACAUUUAAAGUGUAUCAGACCAUGUUUCGAAUUGUUAAAGAGUCUGAAAAUGUAGACGAACGUCAGCAUUGUUUUUUAGUUCAGACCUCAGGACAAGACUCUCGAUAUUUCUCAGUGGAAACACGACAGGAACUGUUAAGGAUCGAAAAUGCGUGGCAUUGUUCCGUUUGCACAGCUGUAAUGAAGCUUGGCUCAAAAACAUUUACUGUGAGCAGCAACGGCAAGACAGCGGGCUUAACUUUAGACUGGAAUAUAGGAUUUUCAUUAUAUGAAGGCGAGUCGAAAGCUCCAUUAUGGCAAUACAAAUUUUCUCAGUUGCGAGGCUCUUCUGAUGACGGGAAAUCAAAACUCAAGUUACAUUUCCAGGAUAUGGAAACCAAAGUCAUUGAAACGAAGGAACUGGAGUGUUCGAUUUUGCAAAGUCUUCUCUACUGUAUGCAUGCCUUUUUAACUGCUAAAGUAGCAUCAGUGGAUCCAGGAUUUCUCUGUUCAAUGCUCCCUUAAGAUAAAUUAAGUAAAUUGUACUGAUUUUCCUAGUGAUUGUAUUAAACCUAGUUAAAGUGGGGUUGUAGGGGGUCAAACAAAUAGACAAAUAGACAACCCCCUUGAAAGGUUUUAGGCCACAGUAAUUUCGUUCAAAUUGCAGUGUUACAAAGUUAAGGAGUAAAAGCUAUGACUAGUAUUGAAAAUGUGCACAACAGUUACUAAGCACCAAAAAUCUUAUUUUAUUCAUCCAAAAACUGUGGUGGAAGAUUCAUACAAUACUAACAUUGGAAUCUUUGCCCAAAAUGAUUAUCGGAGUGACUUUUACAAGGAUUCUCAAUGCUGAUCUUUUGUGCAACAAUUUCCAGCGAUAAUAGACAAACUACCAAACAAAAGAAAAAAUAUCUUUAAUAUAGGAUGGAUCUUUUAAUAUAGGAUUGUGCUUUUUUCGCGGUAAUAUCAUUCAAACUACGACGUAACUGUUAACGUUAACUUAUAUUUUCAGUGCUAUACAAAGUAUCUCAGAGAAGUGAGAAAUAAAAAAUAUUAGCUCUGAUAUUUUUUAAACGGUGAUUAUUUCAUGUCAUUCGUAGCAUAAAUUUUUUUGUUUAUUUAUAUCUGUCAUAAUUUCUAAAACAUUUACAUUUUUGUAUUAAAGUUCGCAGUUUCAUAUUUCCGCCAAAAAUCACAAUCCUACAUCAAAAACUUGUAUUUAAAAAACAAGGGAUUUCCCGUAAUAUUUAUCACGCAAAAUAUCUCUAUAAUUCGUCCCACAAUUCAAAUAUGGAGAAACAUAUAGGGAGCAACCAUAGAAAACAUAACCUCACUUCUCUAGAAAUUUAUAUUCUUGUUUAUAUGAAAAUAAUUAUAGGUGUUAUACAAUUUACAAAACUUCUGGAUUCCUCCUACAUCGGUUGUUGUUGAGUCGAACUUACCAAAGUGUCGCCAAUCAUCCGAUUGGCUUCUUCAGAGCUUAAUUGAAAGUGAAACAGUUUGAUGAUUAUUAGAUGUUUCAGUCUCAGUUAAGCUCUGAAGACGCCAACAGGAUGAUUAGCGAAACGUUAGCAAGUUCGACUCAACAAAAACCGACGUACGAGAAAUGGUAAAUUAUUUUUUCUUUAAUAAGGGGUUCAAAUCUAAGGAACGCACUAUUGAGACAUCCUCUAUACCGCUUGUUUUGAAUUGCAAAAAAUAACAGUUCCCAAUAGAAAUGAGACAUCCUAGCAACUUUCCAGUAUACUAAAAGCCAAUGCUCACGGCGAUGUUUUCUAGUACAAUUUUAUAUAUGCGUAGGUUAAUUGAUGUUGUUUUACGUUUAUAUUAUCAAUUUUUAGCCCUUCUUUCAUUUUUGUUUUCUGAAAAUGGCAGUCAACUGGUUGCAAAAAAACAUCGCCAUUUAUUUAUCAUUUAUUAGUAAAAUUGUCUAGACAUUUGCAUUUCCAGCAAACAAUUAUUAAAUAGAAGCAAAAUAUUGGGUUGCCCUUAGUUUUUAAUUAGUUUUAUAAACCAAGCCAUGCGUUCAAAUUACUUUAAAAUUAUUGCCUGUUUUGUUUAAUUUUUAUUGGUAAGCUUAAACGGACGGCUUUCGUUUAUAAAACUCCCAGUUACGAAUAUCCAGAAGUGACCCAUGCGGUUAAAUUUAGAGAUCGACUUAUUUAUUAUGAUGUGGCAAUGGCACUCUUUCAGCAGUCAGCUGAUGCAAAUAUCCAGAAAAACACCAAACAAAAGCUAAAGCGAUAAUUAUAUUUUAUGCAUAUGUGGAAAUAUCAUUACACCAAAUUUCUGUAUUUAUUUUUUUAAAUUGGUAAUAAUAAUAAUUCUUAUACAUUUUUUUUCAAACCACCACGUAGACAAAAAAACUUGGAAGACAAAACUAGAUGUAAAUUCGGUUUUAAAACGGGUUAGCGAAAAAUGUCGAUACCGCGGAUUACUGUCGUGCGUUGUUAAUGUUAAGUCGAGUUAUGUAUCUCGGCAAUGGCAAAAACAUCGGAAAAUGUUAAAUUUUAUAAAAUAUAUUAAACAGAACAGAAGGACUAGCAACUAGGAAAAUACUUGCCCAUAUCAAUCCUUAGUUUGUUAGUAUCACAUUUAUGAGACUGUGUGCAAAUGUUCGUCUUUUUUCUCUUUUCUUUCAUUAUCAUAUCUAUAUUUUGGAAGGUCUCACACCUAUAACUAGACACGUACUGAACAGCGCCUGAUAACCGAAUCCCACUGCGUAUUUCACCCCACACCAAUUUGUACACGUACCACCUCAAAUCACCGCUUUUUUUUAUUACCCAAGUUGUAAAUCAUUGGAGAAAAAAUAUUUUCAAGAAACAUAAUUCCCGAUCUGGCGGCAUCUUUUGACGAGCUGCAAAUUUAUGCGAAACACAGAGCUCGAUACUUUGUCCGAUCGUCUCGUCUACGGUACUUCAUUGGUCCAUUGUAUUAGAAAAGUGCACAUGUCCUCAAGUUUAUUUUUUUUAUUAUUGACGCCGUAGAUUUGCCACACUUAACAAGAGACUUCUUAUAGUUUACUCGUAGACAAUCGCUGAUCCCCAGUAGCCGCCCUAGUAAUUAAAAUAAAAUAAAAUAAACCUUAUUCCAUUUUAAUUAUUUUUUUAAGCGGUCCACAGAAAUGGAAGCAGACGGGUUUUCAGUUUUUCCUCAUAAAUAAAUCGAGAUUGCUUAAGCUAAAAUAAAAUACAAAAAUUCAAAAAACAGUACCGUUUGAAGAUCUAUCUUAUCGACAACCGCAAAUGAAGGUGUCAGAUUUGAUCAAAAUCGUUGCGUUUUGAGUAAUGGCGUCCAUAAGAAAAAUUGACGUUUCAAGAGAAACGAAACGCCGUAACCGAGUUCUCUAUGCAACCACCGACACAGUUUUUGAUGAUACCAGAAAUACCAGACUACCCAGUAUUCAAAAUGUUCAAUUCUACCUUGUAUGAUAAAACCCAAAUGGGCUUAUAAUUUUUUUGCUGUGAAAAGCUAGACAUUUUUUUCUUACGUAAUGUUUUUUUUAAUGUAAUUAAACGUGUAAAAAAACUAAUAUUUACAUUUAUAUUAAAGUUGAUGAAAGAUAGGAGGUUUCGAUUGUCUCUUGUCCCGUGAAGAAUUUUCUAUUGGGAACUAAUAUUUUCAUUUUGCGAUAAGCGAUUGCAAUCAGCUAAUGUAGGAGUAGAAAAUCUCAACGAAAAUUAAGUACGCUAAUUGCAAAUUUUCCUGUAUUUUCAUUGAGAUCUUAAGAACUCACCGGAGAAAUUUUAGAAUGAAAAAAAGACACUUCGUCGUUCACUUAAAUGUACUAAGCUAUCAACUGCAAUAAAGCUUUAAAAAAAAAUUUAAUUCAAUGUAAAAAACGAAAUUAUCGUUAGAUAAUUAUAUAUUAUUUUAGAUGUAUUAAUUGAACGGACCUCCACUUUUGUCUUUGCUCCCUGCGUCCGAUCCCCACUCUUACGAAAGUGAAUUAGGGGUGAUUAGUUAACAUGAAGUUACAUAGUUAGAUGUUUCAAGAUUAAAAACUUCGAAAAACGCUGCAUAAAAGUAGAUUUUAUAGGUACGUGUAGACACGAGCACAAUUAUGAGAUCAUAAGAGUGAUAUAUAAAGUAGUUAAACUUAGGAGUUACCUGAAUCGCCCUCGUACGGAUUAGGUACAUUAUGUAGUAUACUUAUUAAGUAUACCUGGCCAGCGGCGUCAAGCUGUGUUCAAAGUAACGGAAGUUGCAUCGGGUUGGUUAAAAAUACACUUAUUUUUAUGUACAUUGGAAAUUGUUACAUUCGUGUUACUUAGAGUCGUUUUCGUGACUAUCGAUUGAGUCAUAGAUUUAGCUAUUUGUUAUACCUUCAUAGUUAAAAUAAAAAUUAUUUUCUCUAAUAUACGGUGGGCUUGUGUGUGUUAUAUUACACUUAGUGUGACGUUAUCGAAAAUACUAUCAAAAUGUGAAUUUUACACAUUUAUUUAAAUUUGUGUAAUUUAAAUUGGACGAAAUUUUGAACAUAUAAGUAAAGUUUUAUCGCCCUUCAUCAACAUAUCAUCUUAAUGUAAUGAAUAGUCAAUCUUUUCAAUUAAAUAAGUCUAAUUAGCAAUAAGGUUGCCUGUAAUUUACCGUUUUCAGAAUCGAAAGUUUAUCAUAGUCAUCAUUUACUCGAAUACUAGCAUUUUGUGAUUUAAAAGAUCUUUGUUGUUUUAUUCAUAAGCUGUUGUUAAUAAACCAAAUACAAAUUGUUUAAAACGACUUUAAUUGUAGCUUUUGCUUUCGUACGCCCGAUGUAUGGGUUUGAAGCAUUUACUAUAAUGGUUGUGAUUAAAAAACUUACGUAGUCAUUAUUUGCGAAUUACUUUAGAUAUAUCCUUGCGAAGACUUAUUUAGAUCGAUUCUUCUUUGUAAUUAAUUAAUGUAAAACAUUAAUAACCGUUGACAAUAUAAAUAAAUUUAUUUAGU
Molecule: messenger RNA, 6233 nt
Organism: Cylas formicarius (sweet potato weevil)
Lineage: Eukaryota; Metazoa; Arthropoda; Insecta; Coleoptera; Brentidae
Product: gamma-1-syntrophin
Exons: 9
Coding region: 312-1835 (507 amino acids)
Cellular component (GO): intracellular anatomical structure; dystrophin-associated glycoprotein complex
Molecular function (GO): structural molecule activity; protein binding
Source: RefSeq, a predicted model, not a curated record